Molecule: messenger RNA, 1364 nt
Organism: Coffea arabica (coffee)
Lineage: Eukaryota; Viridiplantae; Streptophyta; Magnoliopsida; Gentianales; Rubiaceae
Source: RefSeq, a predicted model, not a curated record
UUGGUCCAGUGGCAAAGGUGCUUAUAAUGGACCCUGAACUAAUAAGAGAAAUAUUGACUAAAAAUGUCAUCUUCAAGAAGCCAAUUCCCAACCCACUGGCCAAGUUUCUAGUAGCUGGUUUGGCAGGCUAUGAAGAUGAGAAGUGGGCUAAGCACAGAAAGAUUGUCACCCCAGCUUUCUAUGUGGAGAAGCUCAAGAACAUGCUGCCUAAAAUGUACUUUUGCUGCAAUGAAAUGAUAAGGAAGUGGGAAACUCUAUUAGCAGAAAAGAGUUGUUUGGAGUUGGAUGUGCAGCCUCAUUUUGAUGAUUUAACCAGCGAUGUGAUUUCAAGAACUACAUUCGGAAACUGCCACGCACAAGGAAGAAAGAUAUUCAAGCUUCAGAAAGAACAAGCAGAAUUAACUGGCCAAGUUUUGAAAUCAGUUUACAUUCCAGGAUGGAGUUUUCUACCAACAAAGAGAAACAAGAGAAUGAAAAAGAUCAACAAUGAACUCCAAGCUCUUUUUCUAGAUAUUAUAAUGGAAAGAGAAAGGGUCAUGAAGCUAGGAAAAGAUGAUGAUGACAACCUGUUGUCUAUGUUAUUGAAAUCCAAUGCAAGAGAAAUUCAAGAGCAAGGAAAAAAGCAUGGUUUGAGUACUGGCGAGGUGAUUGAGGAAUGCAAAACAUUUUACUUUGCUGGCCAAGAAAGUACCUCAAAUCUGCUGGUAUGGACCAUGGUUUUGUUAAGCAUGCACCCACAUUGGCAAGUUCAUGCUAGAGAAGAGAUUUUGCGAGUUUUCGGGAAUAACAAACCAGAUUAUGAUGGCUUAAACCGCCUCAAAAUUGUAACGAUGAUUUUGUACGAAGUUCUGAGGUUGUAUCCACCAUCUAUAAUAUUCUCAAGGACCAUCUACGAAGAAACAAAACUAGGAGAAAUGAGUUUUCCUCCAGGUGUAUUCCUCAUGUUACCUAUAAUCCUACUGCAUCAUGAUCCUCAACUCUGGGGUGAAGACUGCAAAGAAUUCAAACCUGAAAGAUUUUCCCAAGGCAUCGCUAAAGCCACGAAAAAUCAACUUUCAUUCUUUCCUUUCAGCUGGGGUCCUCGAAUUUGCAUCGGUAACAAUUUUGCUUUGAUGGAAGCUAAACUUGCUUUGACAAUGAUACUUCAACAUUUCGAAUUUGAGCUUUCUCCAUCUUAUAUUCAUGCUCCUUGUUUCGUUGUAACCCAUAAACCUCAACAUGGCGCAAAUAUAAUUUUGCGCAAAAUAUAGAAACAGUAGCCCCUAGUGGUUCUGUUCUGUAAAAGUUCCUUUUUUUUUUGGCUUUUUUGGGCCUUUUGUUUAAGAGAGUUGUAAAGUGACAAAAUGAGUGGGAAAAAAAGAACU